CAAGAUCCCCCACUUGAAUGCUCUUAUGACUGUCUCUGUUCCCCCUGUAGGAGGACACGCCCGACCUAAGGCUGGCAUGGGGCCUCCGCAGGCGCUCCUGCGCGGCGGCUCCGGCGCUCCCGCGGAGGCCGAGGCGUCGGGCCGCGCCGGGCCCGCGCUGUGCGCCCUCGAAGCUGCGGCGGCCGCCCUGCGGCUCCGGCUGGCGGCGGCGCUGCCUGGCGAGCCGCUGCUGUGGGAGGACUUCUGGACCGCCGCGAGCCUGCUGGGCGCCUUUCGCCGCUUCGAGCCCGCGCUCACGCUGCUGCUCGCGAUCGAGCCGUUCCUUGCGCGCUGCGGCUGGAUCGCGCUGGACAGGCCCCGCUCGCGAGACCCGGUCGGCGGAUUUGUGUGUCCCUGGGCCCCUUCAACAACGCGCAGCUCGAGAAAAUGGAGACGGCAGGUUCUCAAGGGUCCGCCGCUCGUCGUAGCCGCCGUUCGCCGCCGCCGCUCGUGGCCGCGGCUCGCCGCCGCCGCCGCUCGCAGAGCCGC
Messenger RNA from Prorocentrum cordatum, 528 nucleotides. NCBI's taxonomy places the organism in Eukaryota, Dinophyceae, Prorocentrales, Prorocentraceae. The record is from the annotation of a GenBank genome assembly.